This is a messenger RNA of Durusdinium trenchii, 498 nucleotides long. The record is from the annotation of a GenBank genome assembly. NCBI's taxonomy places the organism in Eukaryota, Dinophyceae, Suessiales, Symbiodiniaceae.
AUGAGAGGAAUCAAUCUCACAAUUCCUGGCACUGCGCGGACGCCAUCGACCGAAAGUGUUGUGGCAUGGUUUUCAAGCAGAAUUUAUCUGAAGGAGGAACUUGUAUUGGUGGAGCCUGGCCGCCUAUUUUUUUGGGGCACCCCUCGAGGUAUAGAUGAUCGACUGCAACAGAUGUUGAUGCCAGUGUUCAGUCACAUACCGCGACACGACCACUGUGAGCGAUUUGCCCUGCUACACCAUGCGAGAGCCAUUGUGAAGAGAUGUGGAUUUGAUGGUUUGGCAGACUGCAGUGGACAUGUGAAGAUGUACGUUUCGCAUUUUCCUUGCAUAUCUUGCGUUGCUGUGAUUUGCCAGUUUAUGCGCCUCUUUCCCGCAGUGCGCUUUGAGCUUGACUACGAUAACAUGUGGCGUACCCGUUUUGAGACAGGCAGGCAGAAUGCCAGUCCGGAUGCUGCGAAGAUAUUCGAUGUAAUGGAGGGCGCGGUCAAUGGAGGAUAG